CCUGAUCGCUUUGCUUUUCCAUCUUGAUCUGGCUUUCAGCUUUCUUGGGUGAAUUUUACUGGUAUGAACGGGUUUCACGAGGUCACAACGUAGCCCAGAUCGUGUCGGAUCGGGUGAAUCAACCCAAAACCGCGUACUAGCCUUUCUCUCCUCCCUUCGGUACAAAGGGUCUUUUUUUUACUCGUCCAGUCUUAUACCGCCACGCUUCUCUUGGAAAGCAGGGAUGUCGCUCAGAGAUCGGUUUCUCAAUCUUAGCAUGCACGAUCGCGCCCAAACCGUGAACCUGCCGCUGAUCACGACGCCACCAGAAGACAAUGAUAUGGUGUUAAGCGAACUCAAAGGCGAUCCGAAGCCAUCGUUACGGACGAAUGACAUCUGCGCCUCAGACGCCAAACUUGUCACCCCACAGCUGGAUGCCUCGCUGUGUCGCAUCUAUCGCUACACCCCAAUACCGACCGUCGUCGUCGACGCGAACCUAUCCAUAGUGGAAGUGUCCGACAGUCACCUCGCCCUCUCGGGCCAGACCAGGGAUACAUUGCUCAGUACUUGCAUAUGUGAUAUUGCCCCUUCCAUCGUCCCUGUGCCAGAUAUUCCAUCCUUAUAUGGCGCGAUACGAGCGGCUAUCUCAACGAAAGAAAUUCAGUUGAUCGAUGAUAUUCAUCUCAGUGAUAAGAAUUCGUACUUUCGACUUCAGGUUACGCCAAUAUAUCACGACCGGACUUUAUUAUAUAUAGUUUUCGAGGCACAUAAGGACACUAGGGAUCGCUCUGAUACCCAAGAUCAUCACCAUGCAUAUGUGAAUGAAACGUACAAGAUCCUGGUUGAUACCGUCAAAGACUAUGCCAUCUUCAUGCUGGACACCUGUGGCAACAUUACAACUUGGAAUCCGGGUGCUGCUAUCAUGAAGGGCUACUCCGCUUCCGAGAUCAUCGGCAAGCACUUUUCCGUGUUUUACAGUCCCGAAGAUCGGCGCAACAAUAAGCCAGGGAGGGGCCUGGCAGUAUGCUUGCGUGAUGGAAGGAUGGAAGAUGAAGGCUGGCGCUACCGCCAAGAUGGUUCUCGAUUCUGGGCCAAUGUAAUGAUCACCCCUGUUUACGAGUUCGGCCGUCAUGUCGGAUUCGUGAAAGUGACCCGUGACUUGACCGAACGGAAGGCGGCUGAGGGGCGUCUGAUCGCCGCUUUCGAAGAAUCAUCAAGACUCAAGACUGACUUUUUGGCUAACAUGAGUCAUGAGAUACGUACGCCAAUGAACGGCAUGCGCCUUGCGUUGUCUAUGCUGACAGACACCGAGCUCGAUAACAACCAGCGUGAAUAUGCAUCUAUUAUCGAGGAUUCUACGUCAGUAUUGCUACAGAUCAUCAACGAUAUCCUGGAUUACUCGAAGCUAUCCUCAGGGUCAUUCUCCCUGACAUCGGAUAUUGUGGAGGUUGACAGCGUCGUGGGCGCAGUUGUGCGAAAUUGCAAAUCUUCCCUAAAACCAGGCGUCACCCUCAGUUGUUCCAUGCCGCCGAAUUUUCCUCCAGCUGUGCGUGGAGAUCCUCUACGAUAUCGCCAAGUACUCCAGAAUCUUAUCGGCAAUGCGGUGAAAUUUACGGAGAAGGGGCAUGUCCAAAUAUCCACAUCAUUCGCCAUAGACGCUCAGGAUCCAACAAUGUACAACAUCUCGACCGAGGUAGUCGAUUCAGGAGUGGGUGUACCUGGAAGUGCUAUCAACACCUUGUUCACGCCAUUUACACGGUUUGCGGAUUCUACGAGGCGGAAAUACCAAGGCACCGGGCUCGGCCUUUCCAUUUGCAAAAGCCUAGCAGAACUCAUGAACGGGAGUGUAGGCUACCGACCAAAUCCGGACGGUCCUGGUAGUGUAUUCUGGUUCACAGCUAAAAUGGGGCGGACGGAUACGCGAGUGCCAAUCAAGCGUUCCGGCAUGACCCCUACUGACAGCUCGGAAGAUCUUAUCAAAAAGUUGAAAGAGGUCGCGCCCCGCAAACAUAUCUUGCUCGUGGAGGAUAAUUUGGUGAAUCACAUGGUAAUGCUGAAGCUCCUGCAGAGCUUCGGGUUCGAGCGGAUUGAUGCUGCCUGGGAUGGGGCAGAGGCUGUUAGGCUAGUGAAACAAACGCCACUAUCUUACAACGUAGUACUUAUGGAUAUCAGCAUGCCAGUUCUAGAUGGCCUCGAGGCGACAUCUCAGAUCCGGAGUAUGAAGAUUGACGUGCCUAUCAUUGCGCUCACUGGCAAUGCUUUGAAAGGCGACGCUGAAACCUAUCUCGCCAAAGGUAUGAACGACUAUUUGGGAAAGCCUGUGCAUCGCAAUCAUCUUCUGCAAGUGCUUUGGAAGUAUCUAGGUACAUGACGACUGAGUUUCUCACCGAGAUAUAUGGCUGUGGGCGUGAAAACGCCUUUUUUCUUUUUUCUUUUUUUUUUCAAGGAACCGCUAGUUUGUGGAUCAUAGGGUUGUCGCCAAUAUUGACCUCCCUCUCAAUCUUCGUCCGUGCACUCACCGGGCCCUUCAUUAGCUCCAUCAGUAUACUUGAGCUGGUGGUGCCAAUCUAAUUAGAUGCUGGAUGAGUGGCUAGCUCGAGAGAUCCAGACUCUCCUGUGUUGGUGGUACCCACUCGGCAACAGGGUGCCAUUGUCUAACAGACGGCGCUCUUGCUGCCCGAAACAAGGCGUAGUAUGGAGCCCGGAAGGCUCUCUUAGCACCUCUGUUUCGCCUUUCGAGUACGGUAGUCCCGUCUCCACUGCCGAAUUAUUUCCGACGGAAUUGGCCGGAAACCAAAUAUGUAUAUCUAUCUGAGACAUUAGAGUUAUUGCACGCGUCAUCAUUGGACUACUGUAGUACUGUUUAUACGCUAGGGACUGAAC
Molecule: messenger RNA, 2862 nt
Organism: Aspergillus caelatus
Lineage: Eukaryota; Fungi; Ascomycota; Eurotiomycetes; Eurotiales; Aspergillaceae
Gene: fos-1
Product: sensor histidine kinase/response regulator Fos-1/TcsA
Exons: 1
Coding region: 224-2350 (708 amino acids)
Biological process (GO): regulation of DNA-templated transcription; phosphorelay signal transduction system; phosphorylation
Molecular function (GO): phosphorelay sensor kinase activity
Source: RefSeq, a predicted model, not a curated record